AUGGGAGGUGGUUCAGGUGGCAAUGCAAAUACAUAUGAUAGUCGGGUGGAUGUUGCCAGGUACAUGCCACCUCAAAUUGCUAGAUGUGGUUUUCCAGCUUAUGCUAGUAAUGGUGAUGGCUAUGGUCGCUAUGGUGUUGGUGGCUAUGGUAGUGCCAAUGCUGGAUACAGUGGGCCUGCUGGGGCCUAUGCGAACCCUAAUGCUCCAAAUGCUGGGUAUGUAAGUGGUCCUAGUGCCCCUAGAAGCCCAUGGAGCAAUCAAGCUCCUACUGGUUUUGUAGGUUAUGGGUCUACUGCUCAUUGGAAUGCUCCCAGUGGUGCUGCUGGUGUUGGUAAUGCUGUUUAUGCCCCAACAGGUCAGUCCCCGAGUGGGGCUGCCAAUUAUGGGAAUCAUGGUUAUGAGUAUGGUGGUUAUGGUGGGGGUGAUGGAUCUUAUGGUAAUCCAAGCAGCUAUGGUGCUAUUGGAGGGCAUGCUGGCAGUGCCCCAAAUAGCAGUUCUGGUGCUGGAGCUGGUGGUGGAGAGCAACAGGGAGCAGGUGGUGGCUACAUUGGAAGUGGCUAUGGUGAUGCUAAUGGGAAUCCAGGGUAUCCGAAUGCAGUCUGGAGAUCUGAUGCUUCACAAGCUAGGAGUUACUCCAUUGUCACGCCACCAAUAGGAACAAACAAAAAAAUAAUACAAAUGCAUAAAAACUUACCUCUCCUGAGAUGA
Messenger RNA from Nelumbo nucifera (sacred lotus), 708 nucleotides. The record is from RefSeq and is a predicted model, not a curated record. Lineage: Eukaryota; Viridiplantae; Streptophyta; Magnoliopsida; Proteales; Nelumbonaceae.